CACCGCCGCCGCCAGCGAAUCACCAUCCUCCACCAGCACAAAUUUGCGCCACGUUACAUACGCAUACAAGACUUUCUCCACAUCAGAAAGGCAGAACUUCCACCCAUUGCGUUCGCCAAGCAUCAUGAACCUCUUCCGCAGUUCCAUAUCCUCCCUGGCGCCCUCCUCCGCCGCCUCCUCCGAUCCCACCAGUGCAAGAGCGUCCCUUUCCCUAACCCCACCAUCAACGGGCACCUUCCCAUCGGCACGAUGCUUCAGCCACCGUCCUUCCACCACGACCACCAACACCACCACAACGACCGGCUCCUCGUCUCCGGCUCUCAACGGCGGCGGCUCUAACUCCACAUCCACAACCGAGUCCACCGCAUCCCGCAUCGUUUCCUCCUUCAACCCAACAAAAACCUACCACAUCCCGACGCACGGCGGCGUGAUGCCUUCGACAACGCCAUUGCAGAUCUACGACCUCACGCCGCACCUGAAGAAUCGAGUCCCCGCCGCAGAUCCGUAUUCGGACCGAAAAGCGUUUAAGCGCGAGGUGCGCUCGAUCCUGAAGGCGUGGAAGGAACGGGAAAAGGAGGGCGGUAAAGGGAAGGAUGUGAAUGUGAUGGGAGGGCUGGAGACGGCGAUGGUGGUGCGCCGAGGGAAGAAGGGGGUGAAAGUACUGGAGGAUCUGGACUCGAGUGGUACGGCGAGCUGGAGUGUGCCGUGGGCGCUGUGGAAGGAGAUCGUGGUCGAUAUCGAUUACCCCGGCAGGGGAGAGUGGGAUGUCGGCGUGUGGACGCAUACCUUCGAUCCACGCAGCCAGAUCUUUGAGUCGCGAGGGGCAAGCUACAGGUGGAAAUUCGCGACUCCACGCGAGUUGGUGCUUGAGAAGAGCGCGCCGGGCAUGGGGCGAUAUGUCGUCGCCGUGUUCUACCUAACACGUGGGGUGGGCACCACGGAGGGAACGUUGUUGUUCGAUGAGAGGGGCGUAGAUAGGUUGCUUGCCGUGGCGACGAUCUUGACCGCACUGAAGAGGGAGAGGCAGAGGUGGGGGGUGCUGGGAGGGACGGUUUGAGAAAGAGAGAGCGGGCAGGCGGGCCGGCGGGUGUGCAUGCAUGGAAGGCGGCGUUGGGAUCUGUUUACAUAUCUGUCUUUUUGGCGUUCGGCAUAGGGUGGUGGGGCUGUCGUUUCUUGUUUUGGCAUAGGUACAUGUUCGCGAUAUCGUUCUCCCACUGUUUACUUUCGUUGUACUGUAAUCUGGCCCUAGUAAUAGUCGCAUGUGGAAUUGACCGAUUACCACUCA
This is a messenger RNA of Tricharina praecox, 1285 nucleotides long. RefSeq lists its product as uncharacterized. Bases 125 to 1057 code for a protein of 310 amino acids. The transcript has 4 exons. The record is from RefSeq and is a predicted model, not a curated record. Lineage: Eukaryota; Fungi; Ascomycota; Pezizomycetes; Pezizales; Pyronemataceae.